This is a messenger RNA of Chelmon rostratus (copperband butterflyfish), 2811 nucleotides long. Its product is annotated as PDZ domain-containing protein 4-like. Bases 1 to 2811 code for a protein of 936 amino acids. The transcript has 8 exons. Lineage: Eukaryota; Metazoa; Chordata; Actinopteri; Chaetodontiformes; Chaetodontidae. The record is from RefSeq and is a predicted model, not a curated record. Gene Ontology annotation, molecular function: protein binding.
AUGGGGUGCAACAUGUGUGUGGUUCAAAAGCCUGAGGAACAAUACAGGGUCAUGUUCCAGAAGGGCCACAUAAGCAACAUGUUGUGCUCUUUUGAAGCUGACGGUCGAUUAAAGGUGAAUGGAAAGGAGCUGUCCCGCCUUUCUGGGGAUCCCACCCUGGACAUACGGGACCCCCUGUUGUCCAACAUACUGAGGCGGGGGGCCCGCAGACGGACGGGCCUAGCGGGAGCCCCUGGAGGGUUAGUGCCAGUGACCAUGGGCAUGGCCGACUGCGUGGACAGCUGCACUCAAACAGACAUCAGCUUCCAGCAUAUGCUGACUCUGGGCAAGAGCAGCCAGCAUCCCUGUGGCGCUCCACCCCCACCCGAUCCUCCGCCGUCCCCUCCACUACCACCGCUACUGGAGCCAUAUCUAUUCAAUGAACUCUUUAUGGAGCCUGUAUACAACGACCCCGCUGACUACUUCGAUAUCACUCAGCAUGAAGUGGACAGACAGGAUGAGCUGGAAUAUGAGGAGGUGGAGCUGUAUAAGUCUCGCCAGCAGGAUAAACUGGGCCUGACAGUUUGUUACAGGACCGACGAUGAGGAGGACCUGGGGAUAUAUGUAGGAGAGGUGAACCCGAACAGUAUCGCUGCAAUAGAUGGACGCAUACGCAAGGGAGACAGAAUACUACAGGUACAGAUAAAUGGAGUGGACAUCCAGGACAGAGAGGAGGCGGUAGCUAUUCUCACCAGAGAGGACAGCACUAAUGUCUCCCUGCUCCUUGCUCGGCCCGAGAUAGAGAACGACAACCAGCUGGACCCUGAUGACCUGGACCUGGAGCCACUGGACAAUGCUGUUCAUCUGCCCUGCAGUCACAGAAUGAGGAACAGUGCCUCCAUCCUGGGUGCAGGACCGGGUAGUGUUGCUGGUGGGGGUAUACUAGGCAGCCACAGUCACUCCAUGAACAGGGAGUCACCUGAUUUGCUCCAGACGGUGCUGAGCAAUAGCCAGGAGCUGGACAGCGGCGUGGGCCGUACAGACGAAAGCACACGCUAUGAGGAGUCUUCAGAACACGACCUUCUGGGAGAUGACCACACCAGUGCCUCCAAUACGAACGCCACUAAUACGCCUGGCAGCAUGCGCAAGUUCUUGUCAGGCCGAGGGGACACGCCGCCCUUGCUGCACUCCCAGGACCUCCAGUUCAGCACCGACUCCCUCUUAGGGCUGGACUGUGUUAAUGGAGGGCUGGAACAGAUGGAGCGAUUGGAGAGGGCCUACAUGGCGGAUCCUGUGAGGAUGAUGAUGCCUGGGUUGACUGAGGAGGAGUGUGAGAGGUACAAAGAGCUCCUGGAAAUCAAGUGUUACUAUGAGAAGAACAGUAAUGAUCUGAUGCUGCUGGGAGGUCAGGGGUCGGCACAAGAGGAAGGGGGUGUCUCACUGGAUGUCAACAGGAACGAGAGCCUGACGCAGCAUGAGAUGGCCCUUCUGGAAGAGGAACUGCGCCACUUGGAGUUCAAGUGUCGUAACAUCUUGAGGGCACAGAAGAUGCAGCAGCUGAGGGAGCGUUGCCUAAAGGCUUGGCCUCUAGAGGACAAGAACGGAGCAAGUGCAGGGGCUGGAGCAGGAGCUGGAUGCUUGGACAUCAGCGGUGCUUUGGUCAGUGAGGAGUCGUGUCACCAUGCUCUGUCAGACAUCAAUGAACUCCCAGAGAGGGAGCGCUCAGAUAAAGACAGUACGAGUGCCUACAACACUGGAGGGGAAAGUUGCAGGAGCACCCCUCUGGUCAAUGAACAGUACCCUUCUCCCUCUACACAGAGCCUGGAGGGAGGAGAGCCUCUUCUCCCUGCAGAUAUGCAGCUUCCAACCUCCAGCAGGCAGAGAGAGAGAGGAACCAGAGCCGAAAGAGGGGAGAGGACACAAGCAAACCUCAACCAACCCUACUCUCCUCACACACAAAGGAGAGGAGCCGAAGCGAAGACGUCCAUCCCCGGAGUGAAGGCUAGAUCCCUGUCCCGGGAUGCAGGAACCAGACGUGGCUCAGAUGGAGGGGUGAGACGUAACCCCAAAGAGAGGGCUGGGGGAUGCAGCGCAGAGAAUAGCCCUUACCUGUCCCGCCGUCAAACUGAAACAAAGCCGCCUCAACGCUAUCUGAGCUGCAUGCAGUUGAGGUCUCCCUCCACCUCUGAGCGGCUUUGUGGACUCAGAGACGCUGCGAGACAGGGCAGCAUGGAGACUGUGGGUGAUGCCAGCCCAAUGAGCUUGGGUAGCACAUGUCAAGAUGUUGCCAAGGUGCCAGGUUCUGUACCCUUACCCUUGUCCCCUCCGCUGCUGCCUGCCUCCCCUCGUAUGGAAUGGAAGGUGAAGAUCCGCAGCGAUGGCUCACGCUACGUGGCAAAACGGCCCGUGAGGGAUCGCCUCCUGAAAGCACGUGCCAUGAAGAUCAGGGAGGAGCGCAGUGGCAUGACGACAGAUGACGACGCCGUGAGUGAAAUGAAGAUGGGCCGUUACUGGAGCAAAGAGGAGCGCAAGCAGCAGCUGCUAAAGGCCCGAGAGCAGCGGCGGCGCAGGGAGUUCAUGAUGCAGAGCCGUCUUGACUUUUUGAGAGACCGUGAAAGGGAGCAGGGCAGCAGUGGUGGAGGCCAGCAGGGGACGACAAACCAGCAGGAAGCCACCUCCAUCCUGGAGCUGUGCCACCGCAGGAGCAUGAAGAAGCGAAGUCGCAGAAUUCUGGACAACUGGAUCACUAUACAGGAGCUGCUGGCCCAUGGGACCAGGUCUGCAGAUGGGAAGAAAAUCUAUAACCCCCUGCUGUCUGUCACCACCGUCUGA